CGGCGUUGUGUAGCAACUAGUGAAUGGCUAGCUGGCUGCGCCACCGCCGAGCUUAUUGGUAGCCACGCGGUCGGUCGAGUCUGCCAGCAAAAAGGGAAGGUGAAGGGGCCGCGCGUAGCUCUCCCGCGUGAACUGAAGUCGAGGCGCCGGGAAAGCAUGGCUUUUGACAUUACGUCGCGAUGUCGACAACAGCAAGCGCUCAAGCACCAGCCGCCACGGCUGCCAUUGACCCACACAGUGUCCUGGAACAGUUGGACCCUCUCCUGGGGCAGACCGGGUGCAUCAGAGCUCCAAAGAAGUUGGGAAGAUUGUCAGCCUGAUGAAGACAGCUCAGUUGUUGGUGGUCCGGAUUGUCCUUCUCAACAUCAUCAAGGCCACCAGAGCUCCAUCCACACUUGACAGGUUCAUGGAUGGUGGAUGGCCAGUACUGAAUGCGUGGCUGGCAGAGGCCAAGAAAAAACAGGACUUUGCUGUACU
This is a messenger RNA of Geodia barretti, 477 nucleotides long. NCBI's taxonomy places the organism in Eukaryota, Metazoa, Porifera, Demospongiae, Tetractinellida, Geodiidae. The record is from the annotation of a GenBank genome assembly.